Messenger RNA from Hyaloperonospora brassicae, 1569 nucleotides. The record is from the annotation of a GenBank genome assembly. Lineage: Eukaryota; Oomycota; Peronosporomycetes; Peronosporales; Peronosporaceae.
AUGGCCGCCACCGACGUCUCGUCUUCGGCGCCGCUUCCGUCGCCCCCCGCGUCUGUCCCACACGCCGGCGCUACCGCCACAACGACUACUGACAGCGGCUUCGAAGCCGUUUUCCGCGCUCUCGCAACGCGCGCGCGGGUGUUCCCACUGCUCAGCGCCCACGUCGCCACUCUCUCGACUCCCCGUGACUUUUACGACCAAUUGCUGCACAACAUUCGCCACGCAGAGCGCCGCGUGUCGAUUGCGUCGCUCUACAUCGGUACGGGUCCCUACGAGCGCGCAAUCGUCGAAGCCCUCGCCCGUCGCCUUCGAGACCGACCCGAGCUGCAGGUCCACCUCGUGCUCGACUACGCGCGAGGUCAGCGGAGUUGUGGCGCUUCAGCCGCGACGUCCGUGACGCUCUUGGCGCCUCUGCUCGCGGCGUUUCCACGCAAUGUCGAGCUCUCGCUCUUCCGCGUGCCCCAACUCUCGUCCCUCGCUGCGACUCUGUUGUCGUCGCCGCUCAACGAGACGCUCGGGGUCUGUCACGCCAAAGUGUACCUCGUGGACGACACGCUCGUGCUCAGUGGCGCCAACUUGAGCGCCGACUACUUUACCGACCGGCAAGACCGGUACGUCCAGCUCCGUCACUGUGGUGAGCUCGGUCAGUUUUAUCACGACUUUGUCGAGGUUGUCAAAACGUUCGCUUACCAAGUGAAGCUCGAGCCGUCGUCGACUAGAGGAAGAGGACGAGGAGGUACUGGACAAGGAUCGAGUCAAAGCGAUCUUCCCUAUCGCCUCGUGCCACCGGAACUCGCGUACGACUCGGACGAAGCAAAAGGGGCUCUGAAACAGGCACUGGAACAGUUAGUGGACCCGGCCAAGCACGUGUCGAAGACCGUCGACCCAGCAUCGGUCGUAGACACCUGGGCGAUCCCGACGUUGCAGUUCACUCCUGUCGCUAUGGACCAUGACAGGCAAGUCGUGAGUACGUUGGUGGAGACUUUACCGCGUGGCUCGCAGCUGCAGAUUGCCUCGGGGUAUCUGAAUUUCCCGCCAUUUCUCAAGGACUUGCUCGUGACGUGUGAAGCUCACUUGGACGUGAUCUCUGCGGCUCCUCAAGCCAAUGGCUUUUAUAAUGCACGAGGCGUGAAAGGCGCUCUGCCCAUGGCGUAUUCGCUCAUUGAGCAAGACUUUUUCGAGCAAACGCUUGGCCGCAACUUCCCGACAGUGCUGCGCGAAUACAAUCGUCCUGGCUGGACUUUUCACGGCAAGGGUAUGUGGUGGAGACCGCGCCUGCGCAACUCGCACGCGACUGGAUUCGGCUUACCUCAACUCACGGUCGUGGGGAGCUCAAACUUCGGCCAGCGGUCGUAUGGCUGCGAUUUGGAGUCGAACUUGGUCAUGUUCACGCGAAACCCCGUGCUUCAGCGCCAAUUACAAAAUGAAUACGACGCUCUAACGCGGGAUGCAGAGGUGGUGACCGAGCACCUCUGGCGACGGCCCGAGCGCAUGCUACAGAGUCUAUUCAGCUGGAAGGAUGGCUAUUGGAUCCGACCCGUGUCCAAGUUCAUUGCCGCGUACCUCUAA